Molecule: messenger RNA, 4157 nt
Organism: Pieris rapae (cabbage white)
Lineage: Eukaryota; Metazoa; Arthropoda; Insecta; Lepidoptera; Pieridae
Gene: Np
Product: serine proteinase stubble
Exons: 10
Coding region: 291-3095 (934 amino acids)
Biological process (GO): proteolysis
Molecular function (GO): serine-type endopeptidase activity
Source: RefSeq, a predicted model, not a curated record
CGUUUAGUACUAGCGGACCUGCCUUGCGGUCAAGGCUCCGCGCCGAAUGCCCGCGCCUCGGUAAUUUUUUUAAAAAAUAAUUAAAAAGCGCGCGCUCGCGACUGUCAAACGUCAAACGAAAUUAAAUUAAAACUUUUUAAUUUUUAUUUCUAACCAGCAUUAAAUCCUAUUUAGUACGAAUAACUGUUUACUUCUUAAUGCCGGUGGAUAAUGAGUUCGUGAUUGUGCUACGACUUGGAAUCCGUUAAGCAGAACAACCGAAAUGCAACACACCUAAGCCGUCAACAAGAAUGGGACCACCAAUCAAUACGUGGCCGUACAGCCACCCAAAAUUCAAUACAAGUGAAGAGAAAAAGUGUCUGAUACAUACUCUAAUUGAUAGUGUACGAAGUGUUAGCAUCAACUGUACUGUAGUGGUAGUGUUAGUGCAAUUAUUAUAUAGUUUGACGUAUGUCACGGCUGGGCCAGUUAUAUUAAGCUUGGAUUAUUUGCAAGCUCCAGUCCCCCUAGCUAGAAAUAUAAGGCAUUUACCCUGCGUCUCAAGAAGAUCAGGAGAAGAGGGGCUUUGCAUGUUUGCCAUAGACUGUCUCAAAUCCAAUGGAUCUCAUCUGGGGACAUGCAUCGACAGAUUUUAUUUUGGGUCCUGUUGUCAAAUUCCUGAUAAAAAUAUCCUGCCAAGUAUCAUUAAUAAUAUAGAAGAUAAUACUAUAGAUAGCUCAAAUUUUGUCCACCCGCAAGAAGAUAAAAUUAUUAAUCAUUUAUAUAAAAAACCAACAAGUACCACAAAUAAGCCUAGCAGUUUACAUGUCCCUACGGAAGCAACGGUAAACGCACAAGAUAGAACAGCGUCAAAUGAGGAAAAUAAUUUGGAUAAAAUUACAACCAUAGAUAAUACGAUAGUAGAUAAAACUACGCCCAGUUCCACAGAGUCUAUGAAAACCACUCAAAAAAUACAACCAACUGAAGUUUCGAUAAAAAUAUCAACAUUCCAAAGUGUAUCAAGUGAUACAAGCUAUUUAACUUCACCAAAACCAAUUAAGGUUGAAACAACAGAGGCUAUUACAACAGAAAAACCAAAACCUCCGAGAAAGCCCAUAAGGCCUACAUAUAAGCCCAGACCUACAUUUAGACCUACUAACUUUACAAGGCCACCAUACACAGGUACUGGCAAACCUAGGCCCACAAAACCAAUAUCAACAGUAAUUCCAACAAGAAAACCACCUUUUAGGGUUCCAUCUAAAAGACCUUCAACAAAAAAGCCGAUACAAAUACCACCAAGAUUAAAUAUAACAAUACUACCACAAUAUACAAGCUCAAGACCAGCAUUUUCUCGUCCAUCAGGUCCAUCAAUCAUUUAUAUUAAUCAUACACUAUCAAAGGUUGAAGAAACCACUUUACCUACCGUAUUUAACAAUACGUCGUCAACUACUCCCAGUACAACAUCCAGAGAACCAAGUACAACUACAACUACUACUGCACAUUCAACUACUGUAAGUUCAACUAGUGCAAGCACAACGACCAUAACGACAACGCCAACAACAACAACCACGCCAGCAUCUACAACGACUGAGAAACAACAAACGGAAGCAAUUACGGAAAUAGUAGGAAUAGAAACAGAAUCAAUUCUUCAAACCGAAACCCUCUCUACUACCGAACCAUCUAAAGUAGAACUAACAACAGAAAUAUCAAAAGAUUCGGAAAUAGAAACGACUGUAGGAUUUACAGAACUAAUAACACUUGCAGAAACAACAGAUUUUAAAGAUAUAACAACGCAAGCGUUAACAGAAAGAGAAACAAUAAGAACGACAGAAGUUGAGAUUACAACAACUGACUUCCCACCAUUCGUCACCUGGUCGUCAAACGUGGACACAGCAACAAAGACACCACAAAAACCAACCACCGAAGCUGAAGAUAAUUGGUCACCAAUAACUCCACCAGAAGGAUGGGUGCUGCUAACUACAUCAAAACCAGAAACAACAUCAAUAACUACUACGACAACAACAACAUCCACAACGACAUCCACAGAAACAACAACAGCAGAGCAACCAACGGUUAUAAUAACUGAAUCUACUAGUGCACCAUCCAUUUCAAGUGUCGAAACCACACCAUCUACGACAACCACAACAACCAUUAAUUCAACAUCAACAUCAGAACAACAGAUUCCAGAGUUCAUUGUAAAUGUUACGUUAUCACCAACAGUUCCAACUACAACGGAAAGUUUAAAGGAAAAUGUAACGUCUAGUGAAAACUCAACUAACGCAGUGGACGUCAAUGAGGUAACGACAGUAAAAAUAGAAAUGGCCUACAACAUGUCAAAUUUCAAAGAUGUGUGCGGACGUCGUAUGUGGCCUCAGGCUCGCAUAGUUGGUGGAGCCAAGUCCAGCUUCGGUGAAUGGCCCUGGCAGAUAUCACUCAGACAGUAUAGGACCUCUACGUACUUACACAAGUGUGGUGCGGCGUUGUUGAAUGAAAAUUGGGCAAUUACAGCAGCGCAUUGUGUGGAACACGUGCCGCCAUCUGAGCUUUUAGUGCGUCUGGGAGAACAUGAUUUGGCAACUGAAGACGAACCCUACGGUUUCGCGGAAAGGCGGGUGCAGAUCAUAGCCAGCCAUCCCCACUUUGACCCGGCUACCUUUGAAUAUGACCUCGCAUUGUUAAGAUUUUAUGAGCCAGUAACAUUCCAACCAAAUAUCCUACCAAUUUGUGUACCUGACAAUGAUGAUGACUACGUUGGAAAGACCGCGUACGUCACUGGCUGGGGUCGCUUGUAUGACGAGGGACCACUGCCAAGCGUGCUCCAAGAGGUACAAGUGCCGAUAAUCAACAACACCGCGUGCGAAUCAAUGUACCAAGCGGCUGGAUACAACGAACACAUUCCCAAUAUAUUUAUUUGCGCGGGAUGGAAGAAUGGAGGCUCUGAUAGUUGUGAAGGUGAUAGUGGAGGACCGAUGGUUAUACAAAGGGACAGGGAUAACCGUUUCGUUCUUGGUGGGAUCAUUUCUUGGGGUAUUGGCUGUGCGGAGCCAAACCAACCCGGAGUUUACACGCGGAUAUCAGAGUUCCGGGACUGGAUCAACCAAAUAUUGCAGUUUUAAAUCACCUAUAUAUACUUUUUAGAAGUGAAAAAUUACUUUCAUAGUCUGUGCAAAAAGUAAAUCGGCGUGGGAUUUGAGGUCGCGGCAGUACUUUCGAUAUGUUGUAUGUACAGAAUUACGUCAUUAUUGUUUAAAUAAUUGAUACAUAUUAUUUAAAAAAUAAGUAUAUAAAUAUUUGUGAAUAAAUUAAAUAACUAACAGUAAAUAAGACAUAUUUAUUCGCAUAACCUCGCCGUUUAUCUUUUUGCGCAGACUAUCUUGGUUGGACUUUAUGUGGUGUGAACUGAAAUUCGAUUAUUCAUCGCGUACCAUUAAAUAAAUUGGUUCUUGAUUAAUAUUAGAGGCCCAGUGAAACUAAACAUAUAGGAUAUCAAUUGAAUUUUCUGGCUUUGUUAUUGCAGAAUUUUGCAGAGUUAGUCCGUCGCUAAGUUCUGAAACGACACAUAUACCACAUCGUGGAUUAAUUUUCAAUGCUAAAGUAUACAUACAGUUUAUUAUAAAUUAUUUUAAGUGCGUUGCCGUAUAUCUAUGCAUCAAAUGUUUAGGUUAUUUAUUAUCAUUAAUUUUAUCUAUUUCAGAAUUUUACAAUUAUGGAUACUUCUUGUUUAAAUGUCUAUGGUUCGAAAAUACAAAGACGCUAAACAUUCCUAACUAUGUACAUAUAAUUCUUUUGUGGAUACAGUAUACAAAAAAUAGUUUAACCAUGUUAGAUAAAAGAAUUUAGUAUUAUUUCCCAGUGUUAGUUAUUUGCACACGAUAUAAUUUGCAAAAAUAUUGCUGAAUUGUCUAUGGUGCAUGUGUAAACGAAUUUAUAAUAAUGUAAAAUGUGUUAACGUCAAAAUAUUUUUAUAAUACUUGAAUUAAUUAAUAUUAUUUAUUCUUAAUGUAAGUAAAUUUGGGUAUAGACAAACAGUAGACAAUAAUAGCAUUAAGUUUAAGAAUAAAUUCGGCCAAUUUCUAAUUAAGGCUCACCUAAGUUUAAUAUUGUUAUAAUAUGUAAAUAAUCAUAAAUAAAUUGCAUUUAUUAUUUCUAUUUAUGACUAGCCAUAAAUGAAUUUUAUU